Messenger RNA from Xiphias gladius (swordfish), 1492 nucleotides. RefSeq names its product BCL2 binding component 3 (gene bbc3). The transcript has 5 exons. The record is from RefSeq and is a predicted model, not a curated record. NCBI's taxonomy places the organism in Eukaryota, Metazoa, Chordata, Actinopteri, Istiophoriformes, Xiphiidae. The coding region runs from base 354 to 1169 and encodes 271 amino acids.
AGAGGAUGUCCUCAGACCAGCUCAGACCUCAAAGCCCGCAUGGAGAACAGCACGGACAACGAGCCGCCCCGUUACUCGGUACAUGUCGUCGGCUGCACGUCCCUUUUCCUGUUUUGAUGGGUUGAUCUGAGACAGAAAAACCCCAGCGACCGCGAAUCGAGACAAUCCAGACCGGGGAACCGGACAUGGAAUGACACCUUUCCCCCCUCCGCGAGUGGACGUAGACGUCGCGUCGCCCGCUUGUCUUUUUUUUUUUGGCACGGUUCAUACUCUGAUGUCCACCUGUCACCGUCGGCUUCUGACCUGCGGACAGCCCCACCACGGAUCGUCACACAGACCUAGCGACCACUGAGAUGGCCCGCGCAGAGACCAUCGAGAGCGUCGCGGAAACCGGAGGAGGAAACGGCCCUCAGCACCAAAUCAGCUGCCACAACACCUGCUGCAUGGAGCUGCCUCGCCCCUUCCACACCUGGCCCGGCCUGCUCACCACUACCACCAUCACCGCCGGUUCUAGGACGGGCACCGGUGCCAUACGCCUCCACCGUAACCACCACCAUCCGCACUCUCUGCAGCCUCUUCUCGUGUCGUAUCCGCCGCCCGACGAGACCCGCUCUCACCAGCAGUCACAGGCGUUAUCGCGAUCACCGGCGCCGCCUCCUUCGCUGCUCCGGAACCGGAGGGAAGGGAGGGGCGGAGGCGCGGUAACACCCAGUGCCCUCUCUGGAGAGGAGUCAGGCUCGGACCGAGAGGUGCACCUGGAGGCCUUCAGCCGGCAGGGGCCUCUGCCUGACCUGCUGCCCCGGAACGAGCACCCAUCCUGGGCGCCGCCACACCACGGAACCCCCAGGAGAGAGGCAGUGCGGGAGCUGGAGGUCAGGAGAGUGGCCAGCCAGCUGAGAACCAUUGGGGAUGAAUUUAACGCCACAGUCCUCCGCAGAGCGCACAUUGCACCCCACUGGCAGCACUGGAGAGACGCCUGCCGAGGACUCCUCACCUUCAUCACCCAGACACUCAGCACUCUCUACAGGCUCACUGGGGAUCUCAUUGUGGGACGACGCCGCUCUGGUGGUACGGACGAGGACAGCAGCGGUUUAUUGACGUGGUUCAGCAGAUGUUUACAGAUGUUAGUGGCUCUGGGGGCAGGGCAACAGGCCCCUGGCUACGCGUGACAGCGGAUGGCCAGACAUCGCUGUGGUCUCUGUAUCACAUCUGGAGAGCACCAGGGAUUAGCAGACGGGAGCUCAAAACCCGUGCUGCUCACACACACUCACACACACAUGCUCCACAAGUGUUUACAAUGGUGGUCAACAUGACAAUCUGGUACAAGACCUACAUAAAAAUACUUAGACUAGUACAUGUUGUUAUGCUUUUAAAGAGGCCUUGAAUAACCCUCACAUUGCAUAGUGGAUAGAGAGUUAUUUUAUCAUUUAGUCAUGUUUUUCAUUUCAGGGCAUCAAGGCCAAAAAACAUUAAGAGCAAAUCUGACAUGUUG